Salvia hispanica is the source of this 1416-nucleotide messenger RNA. RefSeq lists its product as uncharacterized. Lineage: Eukaryota; Viridiplantae; Streptophyta; Magnoliopsida; Lamiales; Lamiaceae. The record is from RefSeq and is a predicted model, not a curated record.
GAAAAAUAUGCAGCAGUUUGCAUUUCAUGUAAAGAAAUCGUUUCUCUCUUCAAUUCGUUUCCCAAUUUCCAUUGAUUUUUGGUUAUGGAAACUGAAUCAAUAUUCUCGAGCUUCUCCAACUCACAAAUGAAUGUCGAUUUCUAGAGUUUUGAAUCUCCAUCUUUUCUUCUCAAAUCAAUCGGAGCAUCUCCGAAGAUUUUGAACAGAUUUUCGUCCCCCUGGAGAAUUACACACAGGAUAAAGAUGCUCGGCAUUUCCUACGGAGAGCUGUUCCUCAUUGUUGGAGCUGCAGCCGCCCUUAUUGGUCCAAAGGAUCUUCCAGUAAUAGCUAGAACGGCUGGGAGGUUAGCUGGGCGCGCUAUUGGGUAUGUUCAAGUGGCACGGGGACAAUUUGAAAGCGUUAUGCAUCAAUCUCAAGCUCGUCAGGUGCAUAAAGAACUGCAAGAUACAAUGGCACAACUAGAAGCCAUACGCCAUGAAGUUCGGUCCAUUUCUUUCAUGAACCCUGGUCCCUUGACAACAAGACUUGUUGAUAAUAUUGCUAAUCAACCACCUGUUACAAAUGAGGAAAAGGAAUCUUCAAAACCUCCUCAAGGGAGCAAUGUGAGAGUUGAGAUCCCGGUUGCCAGUAGCACGACCAAGGAUCACAGUCCAUCGACCUUUUCGCUGUCUGAUAUACAUAGCCAAGCAAGCGCAUAUGCAAGAUUGGCUGAAUCUGCACCCUUGACUGCAAAUUCCAUAGACGAAGUUCUUAAUGAGUUAAAGGAUGAUUCUGGUCAGUUCGUUGUUCUACCUAUAUCAGCUGAAACUGCUAAACUGUUGCCCUGUCAAAAAGGUGAUUUGAGUGGAUCCGACUUAUUGUUAGAGGCAGUACUUGAGGAAGAGGUGGCCCGCAAUGCAAAGAGUUUCUUCUCUCAAGCCCAAAACCAAACAAAGAGUGAAUGAUAACAUAUGGUGGCUUUUGAUGGGCAAUUCUUCUAGGGUUUUGUGACAGCGCGUAAAAUAAAUCGCCAGAUUCAUCCUCAAAUGUUGGUGAUAGAUCAAUUCUUCUGUCCCAAAUGGCAUAAUAAAGGUAUAUAGACGCCACGGUUUUGAAGAAUGGAGCAAAUUCAACACAAUCGACCACCAGAUCAACAAAUCCGAUUUGGAUUGAAAUGCUAUGAAUGUGGUGAGCCUGAUCGUGAGUGCUGGAUGAGAGGAGGUUCAGUGCUGCUAGAUGCCGUCGGAGCCCAAGCUAUGGUCGAAGGUAAAUGACUUUGGAGGAGUAGUAUUUAUAUUUGCAAGCCAAUUUGCGACUACUUAAACUUUUUUUGUGGAUUUCAAUUGCAACCCAAUUUGCGACUACUUAAAUUUUUUUUGUGGAUUUCAAUUGCAACGAUUAAUUUUACGAUGGUGAUGAUAGCAUUUCUGUGAUUU